Molecule: messenger RNA, 7710 nt
Organism: Entrophospora sp. SA101
Lineage: Eukaryota; Fungi; Glomeromycota; Glomeromycetes; Entrophosporales; Entrophosporaceae
Source: the annotation of a GenBank genome assembly
AUGUCCUCAGGUGUUAGAGGACAUGAAGCAGUAUCAAAAUAUUAUAUAGAUUGUUUAGAGAAAUGGUUUCAAUCAGAUGUUUGUGGAUUUCUUAAUACUAUUUUGAACAUUCAAGAUAAAAAUGAUGAUACUGCAUUGUGUAUUGCUGCAAGAGUAGGGAAUAAUGAAUUGGCUGAGAAAUUGGUUAUGAUGGGUGCAAAUGCUGAUAUUCAAAAUAAGCUUGGAUUGAAACCUUCUGAUUUUGUUUUUAGUCAACAAGAUGAUUCAAAGGAAGAUAUGGAUGUAGAUAUGAUUCAAGAAAAUGUAUCUGAUUUCUUUAUUCAACCAUUUACAUCAUUUGUUAAUAAUCAUAGAAAAUCUAGAGAGGUUGUUUUAGCAUUACAAAAACUUGUGGAAGAUGCAGAGAAUGAAUGGGUGGUACAGCUUAGAGUUAAAGAGGAUGAAUUAUUUAAUGCUCAAAGACUUGGUGAUUUAUGUUUAAGAAAUAUAUACGAAAUAAUUAUGAGGGAAGAAGAAAAUUAUUUGAUAAGGAGAAGAACUUUACAUUCAUGUGUAUUAACGAAUAGACAAUGGUGUGUGGUGGGAAUACCUUACCUGUGGAGCGACCCAUUUUUCACAAGAUUACAACCUAAACAGGCAAAAAAAUUAUUAGAUGCCUAUAUCACAAACUUCUCUAAAGAAGAUAAACUAAAAUUACAAACAACUAACAUCGACGAUGGUAAUACAUUAUUUGAUUACAUCACAUUUAUGAGAUCAUUGGUUAUUGGUAAUGUUGUGGAGGCUGUUGGCGAUUGGUUAUCAGUGAUGGAAGGAGGAAUUACUAAUCAUCAAAUGAAGGCAACGAUUAAAGAAAAAUCACUGUUUGAUAUAUUGUUAUCUAAUAUUUUGACAUAUUCUUUAAAUCUGAAUCAUAUUAUAUUAAAUUCAGAAAACAAAACCACAACUAAUGUAUUUGAUUUGGUUUCAUCUAAUGUUAACAUUAUGAAUUUAAGAGAACUUACUGGUUUGGGUGAAUAUAGAGCAGGAUUAUACUUGAAAGCAUCACAUGUUAUACGAAAUCUUCGUGUCCUACGAUUAUCGUUGAAUUAUUUCGAAUAUCCGUUACACUCAACUACCGUAGACGAUAUCACAAAAUUUAUCCAAUCGCAAGAUCAACUUUUGGAAUUAUCAAUCGAGAAUAAAUUGAUUUGUGAUUGUUGCAGAAACGAUAGCAGUUAUAGUUUACUGACCUAUUUAAAUCUUUACGAUGUGAAUUUCUUUGGCGAAUUUCCUUUAAUCAUUUUUGGAGAAUUACAAAAUUUAAAAGGCUUAGAAAUUGUUAGAUGUUAUAAUUUUGCUAAAGAAAAUGAAGAUGUAGUGGUAGAGCAAAAAGAAAAAAGUUCAUCAUCACCGCCGUUGUCAUCUUCCUCUUCCCAAUUUUGUGGGCAAUUUUUUAAUUCUUUGGAAUCUUUAACGAUCCACUAUUCAUCAAUACCAAUUGAGACGUUAAAAUAUAUUUUGAAAAAUUCGAAUAAAAAACUAAUAAAGUUAAAAUUAAUUGGCAUAGAAAGUUUAUUAUUACAUAAAAAAAGUUUAUUGGAAUUUUGUGGCAAGCAUAAUAAAAAUCUCGAGUAUUUACUAACAUUUGUAAAUAUAAACGUUGAGUCAACAAAAAUUUCGUCAUUUUUCGAAUCUUGUAAAAAUUUAAAACAUUUCGAAAUCGUAGAUUCGAUUGGUAACGAAUUAGAUUAUAUACGUAGUGUUAAUCAUAUUUUUUACAGCAAUAGAAACAGUAAUAAUGUUUACGAUAGAUCUAUAUCAACAAUUAGAACAACUAGCUCAUCAUCGUUAUCGUCAUUUUCUAAUACCUUCGCUUCAAAUGUUAUAGAUUUAUCGGAUUGUUUAGCAGAAAUUGGAUCAUCGAUACCAAUAAAUCUUCAAGUUUUCAAGUUAAAUAUUAAAUGUACAUUUACAUUGCAAUCGUUCAAACUAUUUUUAGAAAAUAUCAAAAGAAGUGUUGACGAUGAGAAAGAGGGGAGUAAAAAUGUAAAGUUAAAAUAUUUGGGAUUUCCUUUAUUUAGAAACUUCACAAUGGAUUAUUUAAUGGCUUUAAUGGAAAAUAUAGAGUAUCAAUUGAAAUGGUUGGAUAUUUAUAGUUCUAGCAUAGAAGAUGAAUUAGAUAAUGAGAUAAUUUCAAAACUGUCAAAAGUAAUCAAGAAUAUUGAUGGAAAUUGUAUAAAUAUUAGAAGUACUGCCACAGUUUCUGCUUCAUCAACAGCACAAAACUCUCCGUCUAAGUUAAAGAAAAGAACAAACACAUGUCCAUAUAAUAAAAGAUCAUUAUUUAAACGUACUUCCGAGCCACCACAACAAUGUUCUUGUGCUCUUGCCCAAGCCGUAUUCACUGGUACAUUCACGGGUUUAGUAGUGUUAUCACAAAAUGAAUGUGGUUCAACAAGAUUCGUUGGUCAAUUCUCUAGUGGGUUUCAAGCAGGUCACAAUUACACUUUUAAAGUAUUUGAUAAAUGUGGAAACGAAGUUCAAGAUAUCACUCAGGAUUUGAAUGUUCAAAUUAAUAGUAACGGCGGAACAGCUCCUUUCAAUGCACAAGUUGACGAUCUUAAUCUUAAUUGUGACAACCAUGGAAUCUUAUCAUCAACUUCAACUUCUCCAUCAUCAAGAAGAAAACGUACUUGUACUGGAAAUACUAAAAGAAUUGGAGAACCAACUUUGGUAGUCGAGGAUGAUACUGGAUCAACACCUGCCAUUCGGUCAACUGCUGCUCAACAAUUAGGUGAAAUUCAAAAACAACACCCCAGUGAAUUACAUAAUCUUUUGUCAAGGGUUAUUGUUCAUUUAAGUAGUAAAGAAUGGGAUACACGUCUUGCAGCCGGUCAAGCAAUUGAAGCAAUUGCUAAAAAUGUUCCGCAUUGGAAUCCAAUUGAAAGCGAAAAUGAUGAUAAUAAUAAUAAAUCACAACCAUUAAAUGAUAACAAAUAUUCAUUUGAUAAUUUUGAUAUUUCGAAUGUGAUACAAAAUGGUAAAACUUUAUUAGGCUCUGCAGGAAAGGAAUAUGAUCUCGAUUUAAGUGAUUUGGAUCCUGCACAACGUUUAGCAUUCCAACAUAAAAAUCUUAAAGAAAGAUUAGGUUUGGGUGGUGAAUUCAUGGAUGUCGAUAUAUUUGAUGAUAUUGAUAUAAGUGGAGAAAUCAACAACCCAUCAUCAUCAUCAUCAAAAACAAAACAAUCAACAUCACAAAAAAUUGAAUUAAACAUUCAUUUACAACAGCAGCAGCAACAAGCGCAACCAAUUACGUUACCGGAUGAAAUAUUGCGUGUUGUAGAAGUUGUUGGACGAAAAAACAAUAAUUUCUCAUCAUCGUCACCAUCAAAAAAUAAACCUUCUGCAAUAAAAGUAGAGGAUUCAAUAAAAUCCGAUAGCCAAUUUGAUUUUACACCACAACCUUGUUCUGGUAAAAUUGUAGUCGAAUCUAAAAAAGAUCCUUCUAUGUAUAAUUAUGAUGAUCAAUUAAAUGAAUGGCCAUUUGAAAAAGUCUGUGAAUCAUUAAGCCUGGCUUUAUUUGAUCCAUGUUGGGAAGUUAGACAUGGUGCUGGAAUUGGAUUAAGGGAGAUUCUUAAAGUUCAUGGAAAUGGUGCAGGCCGUAUAGCGGGAUUAACCCAACAAGAAAAUGAAAUACGUCAUAACAAAUGGUUAGAUGAUGUAGCAAUCAGAUUAUUAUGUGUUUUUGCUCUUGAUAGGUUUGGUGAUUUUGUUUCAGAUCAGGUCGUUGCACCUGUACGUGAAACUUGUUCACAAACACUGGGAGCGCUUAUUCAAUACAUGACUUCUCAAAGUGUAGAAAAUGUAUACAAAAUAUUAAUGAGAAUGAUAUAUCAAAGGGAUUUUAUUGGUGACAAGCUUUCAAUAUGGGAAGUGCGUCAUGCUGGAAUGUUGGGAUUAAAAUACGCUGUAGCUGUUAGAAGAGAUUUGGUUGAAAUGAUGUUAGAGGGUGCUGUUGAUGCUGUAGUCUUGGGCCUCAAGGAUAGUGAUGAUGAUGUUAGAGCUGUUGCUGCAUCUAUUUUGGUCCCUAUAGCCGAUUAUUUUGUUACUAAUUCUUCAAAUAAAAUACCGGAACUUGUAAAUGUAUUAUGGGAUUGUUUAAAAGAUCUGAAAGAUGACUUGACUGCAUCAACAGCAAGUGUAAUGGAUUUAUUAGCAUCUACUUCAAAUAUAAAUCACUCUUUAUCAACCUUAAUUCCACGACUGUAUCCAUUCUUUCGUCACACAAUUACUUCAGUGCGUUCUGCAGUUCUAAAUACUCUUUUGACAUUUUUGAGUAUGGAUGAGGCAGAAGAAUGGGUUGAUAAUCGUGUCAUGAGACUUGUAUUCCAAAAUAUGAUAGUCGAAGAAAAAAAGGAUAUUCUUGAUUUAUCGCUUGAAGUUUGGUCGAAAAUAUUAUCUCAUACAACAAAAUCAAGUCAAGAAAACAAAAUAAUUCAACUAACCUCUCAACAUAUAGCAACAUGGUUUGGAAUUGUUAUGACACCAUUCCGUGGUCAAAAUCGAUCCCAAAACACUAAUGGUAAUAAUUCAGAUUCGAUCGGAUAUAAUAUUGACGCUGGAAUGUUACAACAAGAUUUUGCUCUUGUUAGUGUAGAUACUGUGCUAAGAGGCAGAGUUAUUGCAUCUAAAGAUAAAAUUGUAUCACGUCUCUCAUCCUCGUGUGCUUCAAAUAAACAACUAUCUGCUAUCGUAGUCGAAGAAUGGGCAAGAUCAUUAAUAGAAAAUCACGGAAACAAUACCCUCGAUCUAGUCAACACAUCACCAUUUGCAUCCAACAUAUCCACUUUUAUGAUAUCCAUACUUGAGUCUGACGCUCCAACUUUCUAUUCCGAACUUACUACAAUUUUACGUAGAAUACGCGGCGAAUGUCAAGCAUUGCUUAAUACAUUUGUUACAGUUGGAAAAGUCAAUUCUUCAAAUAUACCCGCUUUACCUACCUGUGUUCUUGGUGAAAUAGUAGUAGCCUCCCAACCAGAAAAUUCAACUCCUUUAUUUAAUAUUCAAAUGGCUACAGAAAUUGCCACUACUACUUAUGAUAAUUUGUCACUUCAAAUACUCGACAGGAAUCAUAGAUCUCCUCAGGCCCAACAACAACAGGAAGAAUGUCAAACUCAACUGCAAGAUCGGCAUAGACGUGUUUUGAAUUCCAUAAGUUCCUACGAGUCUACAAAACUAAAAAAUGAUACAAUUGUUUAUGCAGCAAUUGCUAGUGCUGUCGUGGCUUUACAAGCCCUACCACCUAAACUAAAUCCUAUUAUCAGAUCAAUUAUGAAUUCAAUAAAAAAGGAAGAAAACAUCGAACUACAACAAAGAUCAGCAGCUACAUUGGCUAAUCUUGUCUUCCUUUGUUCAUCGAAUCAAAGUGGUACUAGAAUUAAUCCAAACGAUAAGAUUGUAAAGAACCUUUGUACAUUCCUUUGUUCCGACACUACUGUAACACCCGAAUUUCAACAAAAUAAUAAUAAAAGGGAAGGCAUACUUUCUUUGCAAAAAGCAAAAGAGUCUGAUAAAAACACCACAUCAUCAACGUCGUCAUCUAAUGGAGAUUUUAAUUUAACUGAUGAUGAUAAAAUUAAAUCGCAGAAAUUGAUAAGACGUGGCGCUGAAACUGCAUUGAAAGAAUUUGCUUCACAGUUUGGGUCAAAGUUAUUUGAAAUAGUACCAAAAUUAUGGCAUUGCAUGCAUAAUAGUUUAAAUAGCGUAUUAAAUAAUGAUGAUGAUGAAACAAUUGAUGCAAUGAUUUCACAAAAUGUUGGAAAAGAUAUAAUCGAUUCUCUUCAAUUAAUUCAAUCAUUAGUCCCAGCAAUUAAUGAAUCGUUACAUAAUAAGAUAACGGAAUUACUUCCUUUUAUUAUUAAAACUGCCAAAUGUCAAUAUCAAGUAAUACGUUCAAUGGCAGCGAGAUGUUUUGCUUCAAUUGCAAAUGUAAUUACAAUGCCAUGUAUGAAGUUAAUAAUUGAUCAAGUAAUGCCUUUAUUAGGAGAUUCUAAAAAUUUGAUUCAUAGACAAGGAGCCGUUGAACUUGUUUAUCAUGUUGUUCAAACUAUGGAUGCAAAAAUACUUCCUUAUGUUAUUUUUUUGAUUGUUCCAAUAUUGGGUAGAAUGAGUGACGCUGAUGAAAAUAUUCGUCUUGUGAGUACCAAUACUUUUGCAAUGUUGAUCAAAUUAGUACCAUUAGAAGCCGGUAUACCUGACCCCCCAGGAUUAUCUAAAGAAUUUUUACAAUAUCGUGAGCAUGAACGUAAAUUUCUUGGACAGCUUCUUGAUAGCAGUAAAUUGGAUCCUUAUGAAAUUCCGGUAAAAAUAAAAGCAGAAUUAAGGAAAUAUCAACAAGAAGGUGUCAAUUGGUUGGCUUUCCUAAACAGAUAUCAAUUACAUGGUAUAUUAUGUGAUGAUAUGGGAUUAGGAAAAACUUUACAAUCUAUUUGUAUAUUGGCUAGUGAUCACUAUGCCCGUCUUCAAAAACAUAACGCCACAGAAUCUUUAGAUUGUCCUUCAUUGGUAGUUUGUCCUCCAACAUUAACAGGUCAUUGGUAUCACGAGAUCAUAAAUUACACUGAUGAUUUGAAACCAUUAACUUACACUGGUAACCCUAAAGAUCGCGAAAGAUUAAGACCAAAAAUCUUUUGUCACGAUGUAGUGAUCAUGUCCUAUGAUAUUUUGCGUAAUGAUCUUGAUGAAUUAUCACAAAUAGAUUGGAAUUAUUGUAUUUUAGAUGAAGGACAUGUGAUCAAAAAUGGAAAGACAAAAAUAACUAAAGCAGUUAAAACCAUAAAAGCAAAUCAUCGAUUAAUUUUAUCUGGUACUCCAAUUCAGAAUAAUGUAUUAGAAUUAUGGUCACUUUUUGAUUUUUUGAUGCCAGGUUUUUUGGGAACUGAAAAACAAUUUAAUGAUAGAUUUGGUAAACCUAUUUUAUCAAGUAGAGAUAGCAAAAGCUCAUCGAAAGAGCAAGAAGCCGGUGCUCUUGCAUUAGAAGCUCUACACAAACAAGUAUUGCCAUUUUUAUUACGUCGUCUUAAAGAAGAUGUAUUGAAUGAUCUACCACCCAAGAUCAUUCAAGAUUAUUAUUGUGAACUCAGCGAUCUACAGAAACAACUUUACGAAGAAUUUGCUAAAUCACAAACAAAAGGUCCUACGGAUACGAACAUGGAAGAUGCUAAUGAAGAAGGCGGCGGUGUAAAGAAGACUACCCAUAUAUUUCAAGCUUUGCAAUACCUUCGUAAAUUGUGUAAUCAUCCUUUAUUGGUUAUGAAUGAAAAACAUCCUCAAUACAAUAAAGUUAUGGAUCGUUUGAAAAAUACUCGAUCAUCCUUACGUGAUUUAGAAAACGCGCCCAAGCUUCUUGCGUUAAAACAACUUUUGCUUGAUUGCGGUAUUGGAGUUAAUAAUGAUACCGAAGAGAAUACACUCGGAGCUGGUGCAGUUAGCCAACAUCGUGCAUUAAUAUUUUGUCAAUUGAAAACUAUGUUAGAUAUUAUUGAAAAUGAUCUUUUCAAACCGUUAAUGCCAUCAGUAACAUUCAUGCGGCUUGAUGGUUCCAUUGAUACUAACAAACGCCAUGCGAUCGUACAACAAUUCAACAAAGAUCCGUCAAUUGACGUAUUGUUGUUAACUACACACGUAGGUGGACUUGGUCUUAAUCUUACAGGUGCAGAUACUGAACAUUAG